Vicia villosa (hairy vetch) is the source of this 1878-nucleotide messenger RNA. Its product is annotated as replication protein A 70 kDa DNA-binding subunit C-like. The transcript is spliced from 11 exons. NCBI's taxonomy places the organism in Eukaryota, Viridiplantae, Streptophyta, Magnoliopsida, Fabales, Fabaceae. The record is from RefSeq and is a predicted model, not a curated record. Gene Ontology annotation, molecular function: DNA binding. Gene Ontology annotation, biological process: DNA replication; DNA repair; DNA recombination. Gene Ontology annotation, cellular component: nucleus. Bases 277 to 1806 code for a protein of 509 amino acids.
AAUAUGCAAAAACGUGUACUGCACUCUAUAAUUUAGCUGCAAGUGGAACAUACAUAUUUAUGAUAAACAAACUUUUCAUCAUUUCUCCCUAUGUCUAUAUAUUUUCGUAUCAAGUCUAACCACUGCAUGUGUAAACUUUUCCAUCUCCCUAUUCUCAUUUUUCAAACAGCAGUGGAGCGGUAGGGUUUCUCUUCACCUUCACCAUUUCCAUUAUUUUUUCUUCAUUCAACCUUACUGAUAGAGUUCUGUUUCUUCCACUACUUUUCUCAACAGAAUAUGAGCAGAAAGUUUUCCCCGAUUAAGGAUCUCAACGAUUCAAAAGAAACAUGGAGAUUGGCCGUUCGAGUUGUUGAUUUUUGGAGUGUUAUCAACAGCAAGGGUAAGGAGCAUCUGGAGAUGGUUCUAAUGGACGUAUCGGGUGAUAGGAUACAAGUUUUGAUUCGUUCUGACCACACACCAAAAUGGAAAGCAAGAAUACGCGAAAACAUGUCUUGCAUAAUCAACAAUGGAACUGUAUAUGAAAACGAUUUUCAGUGGAAGCUUUGUGAUCACGACAAGAAAUUUGUGUUUAUUGGUGGUACAACUGUUAAGGAAGUUGAAAUUCAGAACCUUCCUCCCAAAAGAUUUUUUUUCAAAGACUUUAAUGAUAUUCUUGGAGGAAAUUGUGAGAUGAACCGACUUGAAGAUAUCAUUGGUGUGGUUCAAGAAAUCAACAAUUUUCAAUACAACAAUUCUGGAAAAAAAUCAUUUGUUUCACUGAGUCUUAAAGACUUGAAAGGAGUCAUUGUUAACUGCACAUUAUGGGAGAGCUACGGAACAAAAUUUUUGGACUUCUACCACGACGAAAAAAACAGUGGUGCUAUUGUAAUAAUACUAACUCAUGCAAUGAUAAAGGAAUCACAAGUCUCAAAUGGUUGGAGUGGAUCUAAGUUGCUUAUUAACGAAGACAUUCCAGAGAUAACUGAGUAUUUAUCAAAGUUACCGUCAAAUGAGCAGACUGAAAAGCCUUCGCAGUCUUCGAAGGGAAUGUCUCUUUGGUCUGGUGCCUCUCAAUUCACCCCAGUCGAAAGUUUCGUUCAUAAGGCCAAGUGUAUUUCUCUCAGUGAACUUUGCAAGGUGAAACAGGACAUGUUAUGCGUUACUGUUGGAACAACUCAAAGAUUUUUUGUCUCAAAACACGGUUGGUUUUAUUAUGGGUGUACUAAAUGUUCUCUAAAGGCAUCUGAUGUGAACAAUCCAUACAAAUGUUCAUGUGGACAGAAUGUAGAACAUGCCAUACCGAGGUAUCGAGUUGACAUAUAUGUGGUUGAUGGUGAUUCCAAAUUUCGCUUUGUGUUUUGGGACUCUGACUGUGCCGACAUUAUUGGAAAGUCUGCUGAUAGUAUUUAUAAAGCAAUGCUUGAGGAAGGUGACGACGACCCAAUGAUAUAUCCAGAUGAUCUUGACAUGCUACUUGGUAAAAAGAUGGCGUUUAGGGCUAAAGUUCAGCCAACAUUUGGCCAAGCAUCUGUUUGGAAACUUUCCUAUGAUGAAGAGUUUGUAAAGGAAAUUGAGAAAGAUUAUAUUACUGAUGAAGGAGAUAGCAAAUCUUUAAACCAAAACCCAGUUGUUGAUCGUGUUGAUGAAUCCAUUGAGUCGUUGUCGGCAUAUGGAGAAAAUGAUCCUGAUAAACAAGUGACCAAUACUCCAUCCAAAGGAAGUCCUGUUUAUCUUGAUGCUGAAGAUUCCGAAUUACAAGCGUAUGGUACUACCCAGCUCUCAGGAACCAAGCCUGCAAAGAAAGUUAAGAUUGAAUCGGAUGCAUGAAGACUCCACCAGAACCACUUUAAUUUCCAUCAUUAUUGUUAUUUUGUGAUAUUUUCUUGACAGUUGUUUUAA